UCCACGACGGCUAAGGACCAAACUGAGAGGCAGGGAGGACGACCAGUCCUGCUGGAAAAUAGACGUGUAACUGGUUCCUGUCAAUACACUUGGCUUUGGGUUUGCACAUCUAGGGGAUGACUCCUGACCUGUAAUGUUUGUAAGGCAGUUGACCCAUAGCCGGCUGGCUUCACACCUUUGUGCCACCUUCAGACGCGGAGGGACAGUGCUUGUCAUGGCCAGACCCAGUUCAAAUUUGGCAAAAUUUCGGAAGGAGUUUGCCAAGGCUAAGCAUGUAGUCAUCAUCACAGGAGCAGGAGUGAGUGCAGAGAGUGGAGUCCCCACUUUCAGAGGAGCAGGAGGAUUCUGGAGGAAAUACCAGUCCCAGGACCUGGCCACUCCUCAGGCAUUCUCACGGGACCCGUCUCUGGUCUGGGAGUUUUAUCAUUAUAGAAGAGAGUUGAUGCGCAGUAAGAUGCCAAACGCAGCCCACCUGGCCAUUGCGGAGUGUGAGGCUCGGCUGGGCCAGCAGGGCCGCUCCGUCGCUGUGAUUACUCAGAACAUCGAUGAGCUACACUUUCGUGCCGGUUCCAAAAACGUUCUGGAGCUCCACGGAAGUUUGUUUAAGACUCGUUGUAUGACCUGCGGUGAGGUUGCAGUCAAUAAUAAGAGCCCUAUCUGUCCUGCUCUGGAGGGAAAAGGAGCACCUGACCCUAAAGCCAAGAGCGCUGCCAUACCUGUGGAAGACCUGCCGAGGUGUGAGAGGCGUGGCUGUAACGGUCUCCUCAGGCCUCAUGUGGUUUGGUUCGGAGAGACUCUGGACUCCGAUGUUCUGACUGCUGCAGAACGGGAGCUGGACAAGUGUGAUCUCUGCCUGGUGGUGGGCACAUCGUCUGUGGUAUACCCUGCGGCCAUGUUUGCUCCACAGGUGGCAGCGGCAGGAGUGCCUGUCGCAGAGUUUAACAUGGAAUGUACACCUGCUACAGACCGCUUUCAGUUCCAUUUUGAGGGUCCGUGUGGCGUCACUCUGCCCCGGGCCUUGGCACGGCACGAGAGCGAAGCCCCGUAAUCGCCGACCGCCCAUCUGUCCGCUCCCUCCAUCCUGAGAAAAGAGAAAAAGGAAAGAAAGCGUCCGAGCUGCUUGCCCUGCGUCUGCACUUUACCACAGCUCCAGAGCGGCAGCGUUGAGUCAGCUGUACGCCGAGGGGAGGCACUCACACCCCUCUGUCUAAAAUCAACAGGAAAACAACUGCUGUACUUCUCAUAUUAAACUGUGUCAAUGCCUUUCCUCA
Chanos chanos (milkfish) is the source of this 1271-nucleotide messenger RNA. It is a transcript of the gene sirt5, whose product is annotated as sirtuin 5. The transcript has 10 exons. The coding region runs from base 134 to 1048 and encodes 304 amino acids. NCBI's taxonomy places the organism in Eukaryota, Metazoa, Chordata, Actinopteri, Gonorynchiformes, Chanidae. Gene Ontology annotation, molecular function: protein-malonyllysine demalonylase activity; NAD+ binding; protein-succinyllysine desuccinylase activity. Gene Ontology annotation, cellular component: nucleus. The record is from RefSeq and is a predicted model, not a curated record.